AUGGCUGGGCGAGGCAAGGGGGCGCAAGGCCUCGGACAAGGUGGCACCAAAUGUUACCGCAAGAUUCUCCGUGAUAACAUUCAAGGCAUCACUAGGCCUGCGAUUCGGAGGUUGGCUCACGAAUGUCGGCACUCGUAUACCAUGAAACGCAAGCUGUGCUGA
Molecule: messenger RNA, 162 nt
Organism: Phytophthora sojae
Lineage: Eukaryota; Oomycota; Peronosporomycetes; Peronosporales; Peronosporaceae
Exons: 1
Coding region: 1-162 (53 amino acids)
Biological process (GO): nucleosome assembly
Molecular function (GO): DNA binding; structural constituent of chromatin; protein heterodimerization activity
Source: RefSeq, a predicted model, not a curated record